AGUCCACGAACACGUCGGAGCUGCGGAUCUGCCGCAUGAACAAAGAGAGCGGCCCCUGCACGGGCGGGGAGGAGCUGUACCUGCUCUGCGACAAGGUCCAGAAAGAGGACAUCGCGGUGAUUUUCCGCCGGGAGUCCUGGGAGGCGCGGGCCGAUUUCUCGCAGGCCGACGUUCACCGCCAGGUGGCGAUCGUGCUGCGCACGCCGCCCUACGCGCACCUGGAGCUGCGCGAGCCCGUGCAGGUGGAGGUGUUCCUGCAGCGCCUGACCGACAGCGUCCGCAGCGAAGGGUUCCGCUUCACCUACCUGCCCCGGGACCCCGACGCGUACGGGGUGCAGCUGAAGCGGAAGCGGGGAAUGCCCGACGUGCUGGAGGAGCUCUCGGGCUCAGAUCCGUUCGGGAUCGAGGCCAAGAGGAGGAAGAAGCCCCCGGGGUACCUGGAGCAUUUCCUCCCCCUGGGCCCUGCAGACGCCGCCUUCCCCCCGGAUCCGGAGCCUCUGGAGCCCCUUCCCCAAAUCUUCGCCCCCUUCGCCCCCCCGGCUUUUUCCUCUUUCUUUCCCGCCCCGGAAUUCCCGGAAUUCCCGAUUUUCCCGGGCCAGGAGCUGCUGGCCGAGCCCCCCAGCGGGGACCCCCCCCCCGAUUUCCAGCCUGGUGGGGUCCCACAUGUUCCCGGGGGGGGAGGGCUGAGAAUUCCCGAAAAUUCCCCCAAAAAAAUUCCUCAAAAAAUCCCCCCCCUUGCAAAUCCCCCCAAAAUUCCCUCAAAAUUUUCCCAAAAAUCCCCCAAAAAUUCCCAAAAAUUCCCCUCAGAAUUCCCGAAAUUCUCGAGGAGAUUUCAGGGAUUUUUUUCUCGGGCCCCGGGCUGGCUGGACCCCCCCGGGAUUUGGGGGGAAAUUCCCAAAUUUUUUUUUUUCCCUCUUUUUUUUUCCCCCCCUCCCAAUUUUUUUUCCCUAUUUUUUUCUUGCACUAUAUUUAUAAAGGGGGAUCCCCAACUCCCGGGAUUUUUGGGGAGAAUUCCCGGGAUUUUGGGGCGGAAUUCCAGAAUUUUUGGGGCGGGAUUUUUGGGGGGGGGGGAAAUUCCAAGGAUUUUGGGCAGAAUUUCCGGGAUUUUGGGGAUGAAUAAAGCCAUGGAUGGACGCCCCGGAUACGGAACUGGCAACAGAACCCGGAAGUGGAACGGCUCCCACACCAAGCCACGCCCCCAAUGA
Hirundo rustica (Barn swallow) is the source of this 1205-nucleotide messenger RNA. RefSeq names its product transcription factor RelB homolog. Gene Ontology annotation, molecular function: DNA-binding transcription factor activity, RNA polymerase II-specific; RNA polymerase II cis-regulatory region sequence-specific DNA binding. The annotation marks the transcript as partial. Gene Ontology annotation, cellular component: cytoplasm. NCBI's taxonomy places the organism in Eukaryota, Metazoa, Chordata, Aves, Passeriformes, Hirundinidae. The record is from RefSeq and is a predicted model, not a curated record. The transcript is spliced from 6 exons. Gene Ontology annotation, biological process: response to cytokine; innate immune response; non-canonical NF-kappaB signal transduction.